This is a messenger RNA of Acanthoscelides obtectus, 936 nucleotides long. The record is from the annotation of a GenBank genome assembly. NCBI's taxonomy places the organism in Eukaryota, Metazoa, Arthropoda, Insecta, Coleoptera, Chrysomelidae.
AUGCGGCACUGUGUCACGUCCCCAAGUGCCCCACCACCAGAGUCAACAGACUCCGAGACUGACGGAAUACCAAGUAACUCGCCUAUACCCGAAUCGGGAAGCGUGGCCUGCCCCGAUUGCGGCGAAAGGUACUCCGGCCGCAGUGCACUAGCACAGCACCAGCGGCACCGGCAUCCACUCACCCGAAUCGAAGCUAGGGCAGCCGGUACACGGCGGUCUCCUCGACAGAGAAGAUUGGUAAUCUUCACUGAAGAGGAGGAAGGAAUAAUGAUGGAGUGCGAACUCCGGUACCGGGGUGAGUUGCGCAUAGCAAUGCGCAUGCAGGAGCUGAUACCAGAGAAAACUUUGAAACAACUCUGGGACAAAAGGGCCCAGAAAUGUUAUAAAGAACGACGAGACAAAUACUUCGCAGAAAGAGGGAUCAUAGCGGGCGCUAGUACUGAUGACAGUACUGAACCAUUAUCCACAGACACAGGAGAUGGUAGAGUUACCGUCCCCGAAGAAGAAGCGCCCGCAACCGCCAGCUGCGAGAGUAGGGGGUGGCUCCCCUAUUCCAGUCCCGGAGUUACUCGAUGUAUGAGCAGUAGCUGCCAUUGCAUUUUUUUCAUAAAAUGGGUGAGCUAUGAUUGUAGUUGAAAAUAUUGUAACAUCAAAUUUUAUUCAAUUACAUUGUCCUUUAAAUGGAUGUAUCUGUUGGGCAAUAAAUAUAUUAUUAUUAUUAUUAUUAUUAUUGCAGGGGGUGAAAAUAACGUUAAUAAUAUCACCCCCACCGCCGAAAACACAAGUCCGUCUCAGACGCCUGACAUGUCAGAGAGGGUACUGAAUGUCAGUGAAGAUGAGUUGGUAUUGCCAGCAGCUUCUCCAGAAGAGACACUUUGGAGACAGGAUGUUGCUCAGACUGCCCGUAGCUGCAAGUUGACUCGAGCGGCACAGUAA